AUGGCGGUAUCAACUAGAAGACCCGGAUCAAUGAUGGUUAUAGCAAACGUGUCUAUGUUCCUAGCAUUGGUUGUGUCCGGUCCUAUCGCAGUUGAGGCUGCACGUGCCUUCUUCGUGUUCGGAGACUCGCUCGUCGACAGUGGCAACAACAACUAUUUAGUGACGACUGCACGUGCCGAUUCUCCACCAUAUGGAAUUGAUUUUCCAUCUCGGAGACCAACCGGACGGUUUUCCAACGGUCUUAACAUUCCAGAUCUCAUCAGUGAGGCAAUCGGCAACGAAGAGUCACCGUUACCGUACCUUAGUCCGGAGCUAAGAGGACGUAGACUGCUUAACGGUGCGAACUUUGCCUCCGCCGGCAUUGGAAUUCUCAACGAUACCGGUUUUCAAUUCGUCAACAUUAUAAGAAUGUACCAGCAACUAGCCUACUUCCAACAAUACCAACAACGUGUGAGCCGCUUGAUUGGGAUACCGCGAACACAAAGGCUCGUGAGACAAUCGCUUGUACUAAUUACGGUCGGUGGCAACGACUUCGUGAACAACUAUUUCUUGGUGCCAUAUUCCGCUAGGUCGCGCCAGUAUUCACUUCCUCACUACGUCCGGUUACUAAUCUCCGAGUACAAGAAGAUACUAAUGAGGUUACAUUCGCUUGGAGUGGGUCGAGUUCUAGUGACGGGAGCCGGACCCUUAGGAUGUGCACCGGCCGAGCUGGCGAGAUCAAGCUCGUCCAGUGGGAGAUGCUCAGCUGAGUUACAACGAGCGGCGGCUCUAUACGAUCCUCAGCUAACCCAAAUGAUAAAUGCACUUAACAGAAAGAUUGGGAAAACUGUUUUUAUUGCAGCAAACACAAACCAAAUGCAAAUAGAUUUUCUGACCACUCCACGAAGAUUCGGAUUUAUAACGUCGAAGGUUGCUUGUUGCGGACAAGGGCCGUACAAUGGGAUGGGUUUGUGUACGGUACUAUCGAACUUGUGUCGGAACCGUGAGUUAUACGUGUUUUGGGACGCGUUUCAUCCGUCCGAGAAAGCAAACCGCAUAAUAGUCCGUCAUAUAUUGACCGGUACCACCAAGUAUAUGAACCCUAUGAACCUUAGCUCUGCUCUUGCCCUAUGAGCCACACAUGAUGAAGUGGGAAACUCAGUUUGAGCAAUCCCUAAGUUCAGUUUUAUUCGUUUAUACUAUAUUAUUCAGUUCUCAAGAUGUAUGUGUUCGAGUACAUGAGAAUGAAAUAACUCAAGUUGUUCUGAAUGUAACUUGUUUCAUUGUUUGUAAUUUUAAUUGAAAAGUUGUUUAUGAUUUUAAUUAUUUACUUGACGA
Messenger RNA from Brassica oleracea var. oleracea, 1317 nucleotides. RefSeq names its product GDSL esterase/lipase At5g18430-like. Gene Ontology annotation, molecular function: hydrolase activity, acting on ester bonds. NCBI's taxonomy places the organism in Eukaryota, Viridiplantae, Streptophyta, Magnoliopsida, Brassicales, Brassicaceae. The record is from RefSeq and is a predicted model, not a curated record. The transcript is spliced from 5 exons. Bases 1 to 1113 code for a protein of 370 amino acids.